Messenger RNA from Rubroshorea leprosula, 1247 nucleotides. The record is from the annotation of a GenBank genome assembly. NCBI's taxonomy places the organism in Eukaryota, Viridiplantae, Streptophyta, Magnoliopsida, Malvales, Dipterocarpaceae.
UCCAGCAAUGUGGAAGAGGCCCCAGAAGCUCCCAACACUCAGACUGUUAGAAGAAACUGUGGUGCCUGAAUCAGGACGACUUGUUUGCUUUUGAAACCAUGCAUUCUCAAUUUCAGUUAUUUUAUCACCUUCCAUAAUAUUUAAGAUUGCUCUGUUGAGAUCUGCCACAAGAGGAGAACCUCUUGGAAACACCUAUAGAUUCACCAAUUAAUCAGAACCAUGCAGAUGGUGUGAGAGUGAAAAAGAAAUGUAGAGAUGGUACUUACAAAUCCAAAGCCAUCAGUUUUAAAAGUUGGUCCUGCAGUGGUGUAUUUGUUGCAAUAUUGUGUAAGAAACAGCUUCAUGUAGGGAAUUUCAUCAAAAGCAGCCGCGAUGCUUCCCUUGGCAAAAAUUUCAUAGAGAUCAUCUAGGGUCUUAUGUUUCUUCCUCUUGUAUGGAUUGAACCUCAACUGUCUCACAAGUCGCUCAACAAAGGAGCCAGAAGGAUACCCAACAUUCUUUCCUUUCUUCAACAGUUAAGCCACAUCAAUUGCCGUUGGUCACAGUUAUUGUACUGUCAGUAGAGAAGUUAAACUGGCUGUGUAGCUCUGCAUCAGAAUGAAUACCAAAAAGCACCAUAUCACCACCACAAAUCCUCCUAAACUUAAUGGGUUCUUAAGGGAUUCUUAUCCAUUUCCCUCAAACAAUGUUAGAACAAAGGAGGUGGCUUGUCUUGAGGAUGCCUAUGCUGUUGCUGAAGCUGUAGAGACAUUUUCUGAGCCUGAAAGUUUAUUUAGUCACAGCCCAGAUCCUGAUGAUGAAAAUGCAAUUCGUCGAGAAAAACAAUAUCAAGAUGAUUCAGAUAUUGAAUUCAAGAACUUGACCACAAGUAUGUCAGAUCACAUAGAAGCAAGCAGAGAGUUUGGUACAACUUCAAAGAUUAGUGAAUCCCAGAUAUCACCUCAAAGGCAGGGGAAACCUGAUACAGUUUCUCAGACCAUGUCAAAUGGCAGCCCAGUGGUAGAGGGGUCAAUUUUGAAGCCAAGGAUCCUUGUUGUAGAAGAUAACAAGGUUAAUGUAAGGGUGACACGGUCAAUGAUGAAGCAGUUAGGCCAUACAAUAGGUGUUGUGAACAAUGGAGUUGAAGCUGUCCGUGCCGUUCAGAGCCAUACGUAUGAUCUAAUUCUUAUGAUGUUUGCAUGCCAGUAAUGGAUGGCCUUAAAGCAACAAGACUGAUUUGUUCUUUUGAAGAAACUGGAAACUGGGAA